UAUUGCACAAGUUCGGGUUAUCGAUUACUAGUUUGCAAAUUCAUUCGUUCGUCAACAUAACCCUGCUUAGAAAAUUCCUCUUAGAAGUCCCGAAUGUGCAGGAGUUGACGAUUCACAUGAGCUUACCGGCUGAAGACACCGAAAUUGAGUCAUUUCCAGCUCUUGCAAAAUUAAAAAAUCUAAAUCUACGCACUAGGGAGAGCGAUAUGCCACUGUUCAGAGAUGCCCUCAAUUUGCCUACCAACUCCCCGCGCUUAGAACAGCUGAAAUUGGGAAACGACGAAGGAGCGUUUUUCAACGUUUUAGAGCAUUUCAGCCCUCAGCUAAAAGUGGUUAAAGUUAACCGUGUAUCCGAAGAGUUUUUUCUACUGAACUUCCCUCGACUCAGGGAGUUGGAGUUGUUUGUCGAUGCACCGAUCACUUCCGAGUUAAGUUUAGAUUUUUUUCGAAGGCACUCCUCCAUUCAAGAGCUCAAGAUCAACAACGCGAUCCCGUUAGACUUGUUCCAAAUCAUCACGACUCAUUGUCGCAAUAUUACGUAUUUGAGAUUAGUUACAUCAAACCAUCACCGGAAAGGAGAUUUUAAGAGCUUGGAUCAGCUAACCAAGCUCAAGCAUCUUGAAAUCGUUAACGCCGUAUUAGACGAUGUGAGGGUGGAUGUUUUUGAGGGAUGCGGAGUGAUUUCUUCACUCGAAAAGAUGUCUUUCCAUGAGAACCACAACAUUCAUCGUUGGAGUUUUUUGACCAAACAGAUUGCGCCAGAAUUAAAAUGUUUGGAAUUCAUUGAAUCAUUCUAUGUUCUCCCCUAAUGCCAAAUUCUUCGAUGUGAUCUGCAAAUAUUGCUCACAUAUCGAUUCAAUUAUACUAGACUUUUGUUGGCCAUCGCGUGCAUUCAAGUCCUUGGAAAAGCUACCACUCCUACGUGACGUGGAAUUAUGCAUGAUGACUAUUGAAGAUUUAAGUAAAGUUCACCUA
Anopheles cruzii is the source of this 975-nucleotide messenger RNA. RefSeq lists its product as uncharacterized. The record is from RefSeq and is a predicted model, not a curated record. The coding region runs from base 117 to 809 and encodes 230 amino acids. NCBI's taxonomy places the organism in Eukaryota, Metazoa, Arthropoda, Insecta, Diptera, Culicidae. The transcript has 3 exons.